GGCACCGAUUCCUCGCCUGCAGCCUCCUGCGCUCCGACUCCCCGACGCCCCAAUUCCGCCACGAGCUAGACCCAGUUGAGCCAAUUCCUGGCCCGCCCCGCCGGGCGGCCGUCAACGUGAGCACCCUGGCGCGGGGCUCGGGGGUACGGGGCCCAUGGCGGGGAGCCCCUGCAAGCCGACCGCUGUUCGCAUUGCUGCUGCUUCUGCUGCUGCUGCCGCUGCCCGCCGGCGCCUGGUACAAGCACGUGGCGAGUCCCCGCUACCACACGGUGGGCCGCGCCGCGGGCCUGCUCAUGGGGCUGCGCAGUUCGCCCUACACGUGGCGCCGUGCGCUGCGCGCCCCUGUCGGACCUCUUGCCUGGGACACCCUCGGCCUGGGCGCGUCUCCCCAGGGGCCGUCUGCUAGAGACACCCUCUCCCCGACGCCCGCCGUCCGAGACGCUCUCCUGUUUCCCUCCGGGGUUCAGGCACUGUGGGAGGCGCGACGCAGGAGCUCCUGCGCAGGGCUCCCCGUCAAUGCGCCCCGGAGCCCGCGCCGGAACCGGAGCCGCGACUGGGCGCCGAUUUCUGGACCUCAGCGGAGCGGGCCAGAGCCUUCGGAGAGCCUCCCGCACAGCCAUGGUCUGCACAGCGAACUGCCUUCGCCGGCCCCCACCUCGCCGCAGGGCCGUCAUGAGCACAGCCUCUGCCCGCGGCGCCCCCGCGCCUGACCCAGGUGCGGUCCCUUCGGCCUCCAGGGCGCGCAGCUCCUGCCAUGCCAGGCUGUCUGGUCAAUAAAACCCGCCGGUUCCUGCGCCCCCGCGUGCGACACUUUUCCUCCAGGAUGUGUACUUUGCCAUCUAGCUUCGGGGCACAAACAGCCGCGCCCACGCCCUGGCAAA
Messenger RNA from Equus quagga, 881 nucleotides. RefSeq names its product neuropeptide W (gene NPW). Gene Ontology annotation, biological process: G protein-coupled receptor signaling pathway; feeding behavior. The annotation marks the transcript as partial. NCBI's taxonomy places the organism in Eukaryota, Metazoa, Chordata, Mammalia, Perissodactyla, Equidae. Gene Ontology annotation, molecular function: G protein-coupled receptor binding. The transcript is spliced from 2 exons. The record is from RefSeq and is a predicted model, not a curated record.